This is a messenger RNA of Mycosarcoma maydis (corn smut), 1953 nucleotides long. RefSeq lists its product as uncharacterized. The record is from RefSeq and is a predicted model, not a curated record. Gene Ontology annotation, molecular function: N-acylphosphatidylethanolamine-specific phospholipase D activity. Gene Ontology annotation, cellular component: cytoplasm; membrane-bounded organelle. NCBI's taxonomy places the organism in Eukaryota, Fungi, Basidiomycota, Ustilaginomycetes, Ustilaginales. The transcript has a single exon. The coding region runs from base 1 to 1953 and encodes 650 amino acids. Gene Ontology annotation, biological process: N-acylethanolamine metabolic process; N-acylphosphatidylethanolamine metabolic process.
AUGGACGCGCCGAAAUCUAGUCAGCCACUGACGGCACAAGUCAAGCUCAACGUCACCUCAGAUGGUCUUCCGCCUAGCCACCAUGUGCUCGCGCCUACACCGGGCACCACCCUCUCGUCCUACAUCCCACACUGGAAUCCUCAACCAGCCACCUGGCGUGAGGAGCAGAGACCGGACUCCACCCAGAGCACGCAAGCUCUCGACGAUGACUAUUCUUCCAACGCUGCCUGCUUGCCCAACUCGAUAGCCCUGGUAGAUUCUAGCAAGGUUGUACGCACUGGCUUCCGCAAUCCGUGGCCGAGCUGGCACAAACCCAGCGUGACCGAAGUGUGGCAAGGGCUGGAAUGGGGCGAGGAUCGUGAUCCAGCCAUAGAAUAUGCAAUGCAAGACGCAGACCUUGGCACGAGCGCCAACGCUGGAACAAACGGUGAUGCCAGCGUCUUGUCAGAUCCGUACACGGACAGUCGGCCAGGAACGCCAGACCUGGAAGAUGCCUCGCUGAGUCGAGAAGGUGCGCAUGCAGACCGAGGCACCACUCCCCAAAGCAUAUCAUCGGCCGCACCGUACACAAGGCAGCAGAAGAUCAAGAUGGCAUCCAAGCAGCUGCUGACCGUUGAAUCUCCAUCGUUCGACUUUGACUCGGAUGCAAAACUCAAGGCGACCUGGCUCGGUCACGCCGGUGUGCUCGUUCAGCUGCCGCCUCUUAGUUCGCAAGGCCAGCCUGUCCGCGUACUCUUCGAUCCGAUCUUCUCGCAGCGCUGCUCUCCUACCCAGGUGGCUGGCCCGAUCAGAUCGUAUGCUGCUCCAUGCGCUAUUUCGAGCCUGCCACCUGUCGAUCUUGUUGUCAUCUCACACAAUCAUUAUGACCACCUCGAUUACGAAACGAUCCGUCAGCUAUGGGCUGCCAACCAAGAUCGGAUUCGGUUCGUCGUACCUCUGGGAAACAAAGAGUGGUUCAUCGGUGCCAAUGCCAGCAGCAGCGAGGCAGACUUGGAGCGCACAGCUACAUCUUCGACUUCUUGGUCUUGGACAUCGGCGGGUUCGGGCGUGAUGAACGCCACGACCACUUCGAAUCUAGCCAUCCCGCCAGAGAGGGUGACCGAGCUGGAUUGGUGGGACGAGGUGCUGUUGAGACAGCGCGGUGACGAGGAUAGGGUGCUGCGAGUGGUUUGCACGCCAGCGCAGCACGGUUCGGGUCGAUAUGGUGUGGAUACCAACUGCGCGUUGUGGUCGUCGUGGUUCCUGGAGCAUCCGGGGAGGUCGGACGCUGGAGCACCGACAAAGAUCUACUUCGGUGGUGAUACGGGGUGUCAGUUUCACGGACCGUCGUUCCCACCUGCGCCGCCACAGUCUUGCGAGCCAGAUGUGGCGACCGACACCACGCACACAGGCGAGGUUAGCUCGAUCAGCGACGAUGCCACGCUGCCAGGCUCGGCAUGCAGGCCAACACGCACUCGGACGUACCAGGGCGGUAUGCGUCUGCAAGUCAACGACGAACGAAAUGAACCAAAUGCUUACCCCGGCUGUCCGGCGUUCGAAGAAAUCGUCGCACGGCUCGGCAGACCGGACUUUGUGAUGCUCCCGAUCUCGGUAGGCGCGACCAUCUCGUUCGUGCGCUCGUACAUGCGGCUUCCAGACUCGAUCUCGCCGAUCCCGCGCAUCUCGUGCGGCUUGACUGCAGCCAAUCACAUGCCUCCCUGGGACGCCGUCAGUGUAUUCGAUAAAAUGUCAGACGCUUCGCAAAACCCCGUGGCGCUGGCGAUUCACUGGGGCACAUUCAUCUGCGGUCCGGACGAAGUGCUCAAGACGCUCGGCCAGCUCAAGUGGGCCUGCCAUCAGCACGCAAUUCACUUUGCCAGAUCCCAGCACACGAUCCCCCGCACACCCCACUCACUCAACCAGCCGUCCAAGUCGUUCGUCGCUCUCAACCACGGUGCUAGCAUCUCGCUCUAG